AUGACGCGUCAAAAAAGAGCUGCCCGGAAGGGUACAAAUCGAGGUGCGCAAGUCGCAAAGGAUCGCAAUAGGCAUAAAGUUGUUCUCCCAGGAAAUCCAAAAGACAAGGGCAAGCAGUUACAAAGUGUCGUAAGAAAGACUCGCGAUGCGGCUGGAGGUACUACUCACCCGGUUUCCCAGAUCACGUUCAAGGCCGAACCUCCUCAAGGUUACACAUUUAUUCCUGCAGGAAACCCAGAGCUCACAGCGGCUCUCAAGGAGUUUUCUCGUCAGGGAGAUCACAAGAUCUUUGCUGUUACGACCACGCCACAUGCUGCUCGACACGAGCUUUCUAGAGAGGUACAUCGGAUCGGUUUUCAUUUUCCUACCCAAGUCGUCGCCCAAGUCUGUAGCUACUAUGGUAUCCGCCUCACAAGCGGUGGCAAAGUGAUUGAUGAGUCCAAGGAUGACCAGCUCUUCUCGCGAGUGUACCAGAGAGGAGAGCGACCAAAAGUUGAUGAACCUAAGGACCAGGUUACCAUCAACACUGAGGCCAAGCAGACGAUCAAAGAUUUGUUCCCUAACAUCCCCGACAAAGAUUUGUUCCAGAUCAUUAAAACCGCCUUCCAAUUGGGAGAUGGUAAAGUUGGCACGGCAGAGGAAAUACCACUGGUCCGAAGAGCUCAACUCUCGGUUGUAGCUCAUAUUCGACAUGUCUACACUGACUAUGACAAGCUCCUGAGAAAAGUAGCCUACAAUGAUGCUCGACAUGCCGUGGAGCAAAGUACCCUCGCUAGACUUGUUGAAUGGCGGGGUGACGACGACCGAGCGGAUGAAGCAACCAAGCAUGCAGCUGCUGAUGCCCUCCGUGAGGUCAUAGUUAUCUCCGACGAAGAUGAUAGCGACAGCGAAGGAUCUUAUGAGCCAGUUGUUCAUGAUGACGUUCGUGUCGAAGAACUUGCGACUUCUGCCUAUGCCCCUGCUCCUGGUCGGCAGGUCUCACCGGAUCCUUCAAUACAGUAUCCCGGUCAACACAUUCGCACUGCUUCUCAAGCAGCCCGCCAUUAUAGACCGACUCAGGACGAGAUUGCACAGCGCGACCUGAGUAGGUAUGCAGUGUGGGACCAAGCUAAACAAGACUAUCGCUCUAGUAUUGUUCAACGGGCUCCCACGGUUCUAGAAAGAAUCUAUGAACCUGAGAUUGCCCCGAGAUCUCGCGUUCUUGUGCCUCUAGAUCCUCCGAUGUCCCAUCCCUCGACACCUGCUUUUCGUACUCAAAUCCCACCCACCUCGGCCACUCGGAUGGAUUAUGAGCCCCAUCCGACCCGAGCUCCAAGCCCUCCUUCAUUCAUACGAGACCAUAACGGCGUUCUGUACGAGCGAAUCAUAAGGCGGCCACGAGAUUACGUACCAGAAAUAAUUUCAGGGCGCUUUGCGAACUCCUCACCCCAUCUUUUGCCUACUGCUAGGCUGGUAAGGACGCGGCCUUCAUCUCCUGAAGACUUCCAAUCCCGUGGAACUCGGCACUAUGGCAACCCUCACGAUAAAGGGUAUGGUACAAUACUGCCUUCAAUUGAAGGAAGUGAUGGUCUGCCUCUAUCGCCCCGAGAACGCCGCAUUCCCUUUGACAGAUCUUCUGAACCUCGUGAUAUGAACGGCCCGAAUUAUGACCACCAACAUGUCCGUGAUCCAGUGCCUGCUGAAUACCCAAACGGCCCUGACUAUGUACACAAGAGGCGACGUGUGGAAAACCUUGAUUAUCACCAGCCCAUUCAGGAAUACCACACGCUCAGAGAGGCCUCCCCUAUUAGGCACGGUGAGCCUACGUAUCGGUCACGGGAUCAGAUGACCCACGCUCGGAUUGAACCUCGGGAUCAUUUUGGCCAACCCAUAAGCCCCAGAUUGGCACCGGAAAGAUAUACUAACCACCAGCCGCUUCGUGAUCCUCAAAAUAUACCAUACACUCGAACAGCUGUUGAUAGAGCUACGUUUGUUGCAGAAGACGUGCGUGAGAAUACUCGUUACCAGGGAGCUGUUGUCCAGGACUAUGGAUAUAACCGUGCUGUCCAAUCAACGGCAAGAUUGCCAGAAAUGGAGGUGAUUCAGCGACCGGUGCAGUAUGAAAGUCGGGCUCACGAUUCUAUGAAUGAAACACGCUCCUGCGACAAUCGUGCGGCGAGGGAACGUAACAUGGGUGUGGCCAAGGAGUUUGCCCAGCCGUUCUCUCAAGAGCGUCGAAUCCGGCACUCGUACCGACCUCAACCCCUUGAUCCUUUGCCACGCCAGCGAGUGGUAGAGUACGAGUAUCCCCCAAGUACAGUUCGGUCGCAUGCUCUAUCCAGUCAUCAGUGA
Exophiala aquamarina CBS 119918 is the source of this 2331-nucleotide messenger RNA. RefSeq lists its product as uncharacterized. The record is from RefSeq and is a predicted model, not a curated record. NCBI's taxonomy places the organism in Eukaryota, Fungi, Ascomycota, Eurotiomycetes, Chaetothyriales, Herpotrichiellaceae. Bases 1 to 2331 code for a protein of 776 amino acids. The transcript is spliced from 3 exons.